AUGGCUAUGGACUUGAGGGUGGGAAAUAAAUACCGGAUAGGAAGAAAGAUCGGCUCUGGCUCUUUUGGUGAUAUUUAUCUCGGUACAAACAUUAUUAAUAAUGAAGAAGUUGCCAUCAAACUUGAAUCUACGAAAGCUAAACAUCCACAAUUAGAAUAUGAAGCAAAAGUUUAUAAAACACUGGCCGGUGGUGUGGAUAACUUUUUGAUGGGGAUUGGUAAACGCGGUAAUCAAGUCAAUGUUAUCGAUUUCGGUUUAGCGAAAAAAUACCGCGAUCCAAAGACACACUUACACAUCCCUUAUAGAGAAAAUAAGAAUUUAACAGGUACAGCUAGAUAUGCUAGCAUCAAUACUCAUUUAGGUGUCGGCUAUGUUAUGAUGUAUUUCUGUCGUGGUUCGCUUCCAUGGCAAGGUCUCAAAGCUGCUACUAAGAAACAGAAAUACGAUCGUAUCAUGGAGAAGAAAAUGACUACACCAACGGAACUGCUUUGUCGUACUUUUCCCAAUGAAUUUGCUAUCUAUUUGAACUAUACACGAUCGCUUCGAUUUGACGACAAACCUGAUUAUAGUUACUUGAGAAAGUUAUUCAGGGAUUUAUUUGUCCGUGAAGGCUUUCAAUAUGAUUAUGUUUUUGACUGGACAAUUUUUAAAUAUGCAAUGCAUCCAUCAUUGCCAAUGCCUGAUGAUGCAAAUGUUGUCGCUGAACAACCUGAAGAAGAUCCUAAAAGUCAGAAACACUCUGCUAUGCGACAAGCCAAUAACACAAGCAAUAUUGUAGCUGCACCAAGUAGUAAUCGUAAACCUUCGAGUAAGCAAGUUUAUUCAGGUGCCGCCGGAAUUAGUUCUACACGAGCUAACACGUCACCACAGCAACCCAUCGCUAGUGGGUCUUCGCGGCUAACGCAAACUCCAAGGCGUAGUAACAAGGGCCAAGAUGCUAGUGCUCCAACAGUAGAAAAUAACAGAGUUAUGACUUCGGAUAGACUGUAA
Messenger RNA from Racocetra fulgida, 990 nucleotides. The record is from the annotation of a GenBank genome assembly. Lineage: Eukaryota; Fungi; Glomeromycota; Glomeromycetes; Diversisporales; Gigasporaceae.